Eriocheir sinensis (Chinese mitten crab) is the source of this 3361-nucleotide messenger RNA. RefSeq lists its product as uncharacterized. The record is from RefSeq and is a predicted model, not a curated record. The transcript has 12 exons. Gene Ontology annotation, molecular function: peptidyl-prolyl cis-trans isomerase activity; zinc ion binding. Gene Ontology annotation, biological process: protein peptidyl-prolyl isomerization. NCBI's taxonomy places the organism in Eukaryota, Metazoa, Arthropoda, Malacostraca, Decapoda, Varunidae. Bases 888 to 2594 code for a protein of 568 amino acids.
CUGUUGAGUGAGGAAGGUGGGUGAGCCGAGUACCGCCGUCCCGUCACCCCUUUCUCCCUACGACCUGCCUCCAGAACCCAUUCCCUCCAUUACUACCGGUGCCGACUACUACUACUACUAUCACUACCACUACUACUACUCACACUAAUACUGCUCCUACUACUAAUACAACUACCACUACCUUUCUGCUGCCACAACGACAUCUACUACAACAUCAGCUGCUACAACGGCAUGUUACAGCGGCUUCAAUCGGUCUGCCAUCUCAAUGCAGGCUUACAGGUUUUAAAAGAGAUCGAUACAGAGAGAAACAGAGACAUAGUAAGAAAGAUUAAAGAGAUAGGAAGACAAGUAUAUGCAGUAAUGAAAGCGAGUAAGUGAUUGAAGGAGAGAAAAUAAGAAAGUGUGGGAGAAGAGAAAAACGAAGAAAAAAAAAGUAAAAAAACUAGAAAAAUAGGAAGACAAGAAGAAAAGAGCGUGAAAAAUACGAAAGAAGACAGAAAAAAGAGCUCGAACAGAGAGAGAGAGAGAGAGAGAGAGAGAGAGAGAGAGAGAGAGAGAGAGAGAAAUGCUGAAAACUCACUGAGCUGAAACGAAAACAAAGACAAUUCCAACAACAGCAACAACAAAAAACAAAAACACGCGACAGUAAAAAAAAAAAAAAACACCAGGAAGAAGAAGAAACACGCAAGAGACUGAAAAAAAGGCAAAAAAAUAAGGAAACAGACACGAAAAGGAGAAAAAAACGGUGAAUGUAAGAUAGAGCGAGCGAGAGAGAGAGAGAGAGAGAGAGAGAGAGAGAGAGAGAGAGAGAGAGAGAGAGAGCGGGGUAGUCAGCAGGGAUCAGCAGUCAAGCAGGCAAAGUGUGGUGCUGUCGGGGAGCGCUAAGGAUGAGUGUGGCCAGAGUGCUGAGUCCCCUCCGUCUCGCUGCGCCCGAGAAAAACGGCCAACCCAGCCCCCGGACCAGCGUGACGGAGGGGUUGGCCACACCAUUGCGCUCUGUCCUGACGUGCGUGGGGUGUGGACGUCGCUACGAUGAUGGCUCGCACCGACCCAAGUUUCUCUCCUGCUUCCACACCGCCUGCCUCUCCUGCUUGCGGAAGGGCUUCAACGGCGGCAAGGUCCAAUGCCCAACGUGCUCUUGCGUGACCGAGGUGAAGGCCCCGGACAGCCUGCCGGACAACACCCAGCUGUGCACCAUCCUACUCAACAUGUCCUCCCUUAACCUGCACGAGGCCGGGACCUCCACGUCGGCCAGGGACACGUGCCACGCCCACGCUGCUCGUAUCAACUUCUGGUGUGACACGUGCCGUAUGCCGCUCUGCCGGGACUGUACCGUGCUGGCCCACCGCGAAGUACAUGGACACAAGGUGCGUGACCAUGACCAGGCGGUGGCGGUGCUGCGGGCGGAGGUGCGGUCCUCGGUGGGGGAGGCACGCACGCUGCUGCAGGAGACUCGCCGCCUGCGUCACGACCAGCGCAAGUACCUCCUCCGCCAGUUGGACGCCGCGCGGGCCUACGAGAAGCAGCUCAAGUCGGAACUCAAGUCUUUGGAUAAUGAUAAGAAGGAGGAUAGUCGUGGGUUGGACCGCAUCGAGACGGACUCCGCCCAAGAGACAUCGCUGGUGGGCCUUCACGAAAUGUCGCAGCGGGCAGGGUCGGUGGUGACUCGUUUAGCGCAUGAGCUCGCCACCGCCAAAGCUGUCCUCGCCGACUCGUUCCUGUCCCUGGGCAAGCUGCAUCGCUCCCAGGACGACCUUGACACCAUCGAUAUGAAGUCUUCGGCCAGCGGCAGCGGCGGCGGCUCGUGUGAGGGCUCGCCGGCGCGGGGCAGCGUGGAGGCGGCUGUGGCUGUGGCGGCGGCGGCGGCGGCGAGGAUUGCCGCGGAGGCCGAGGCGGGGCCGAGUGGAAGGAGCACGCCGGAGACACGGUCGCCGAGCAGCCCCGCGCGAGCCUGCGUGGAUCGCCGCAGCCAGAGUCUUGCCGGUCACUACAACAGCCGACGGCUGGCACACAACGGCCGGGCGGGCAAGUUGGCGCUGCGGCCUGCCCUCAGCCUGGAGUCUGCGGCACCAACCAUCCAGCCGCUUCCCCGCGUCUACCUCGACCUCAGCAUCGAGGGCAUACAGCAAACAGCGCGGCUGGUAAUUGAGCUGCGACCCGACAUGGCACCGCGGCUGUGCGAGAACUUCACGCUGCUGUGCACAGGCGCGCGGGGCUUCGGGUACCGCGGCAGCCAGGUGUUCCGCUGCCUGCCUGGCUGGUGGCUGCAGGGCGGCGACUUCCAGACCAACGACGGCGAGGGGGGCCGCGCCGCGCUGGGCGACGACGAGCUCAUCAGCGCUGAGACCACGGAUCUCGAGCCGCGUCCCGGGGCUGUGGAGAUGCUGUGUAUGUCCACCAACGAGCAGGGGCGCCUCAUGGUCGGCUCGCAGUUCUUCAUCCACGUCAAGAAGUACAGCUACACACACGUCUUCGCCUACGUCAUUGAUGGCCUCGACCUCGUGGAUAAGAUGACCCAGCUCGGGGACUCCACACACGUCUAUCGGCCCUCCAAGACCAUCACAAUAGCCGACAGUGGUCUGCUAGCGGCCUAGGGAAGGGAGGGGCCACGCACACCGCCCCCGCCCUACUACCAGUGUUCUCCUCCCCGGCCCCCACAAUAACUAUGCCCAAGGAAACAGACCGCCCCCCCCUCCCCUCCCCUCCCCUCCCCUACUUUCCCCAGUUCCCAAUCCUCCUUUCCUUAGUCAUGAAUAUCUAAGUAGUUAGUUUCCAUCUCUCUCUCACUAUCCAAUUCCCUCCUCCUCCUCCUCCUCCUCUUGUACCUAAGGAAAGUCCCCUCCCUUUUCCCCCUUUCCCUUCCUGUACAUUCCUUACCGACCGUUACCUAAUAUUAAACUAGCCUACCUUUCCUUACCCUCCCUUCCCUUUCCUUACAUCCACCAAUACGUGAGGAAAUUAGUCUUCCUCUUAGUUUCCUUCUUUUCCCUCUAUUCCAUUCCUCUCCCAUCCCUUUCUCUUUCUCCUUCUCCUUUCCCUUCCCUUCCCUUCCUUGCCCAUCAGUGCCCAAGGAAGCAACCCUCUUUCUCCUUCUCCUUUCCUUCCAUCCCCCCUCCCUCCCUUCCUUCUCCAAAUUUCCCUCUUAUUUCUGUUUUUUUUUCCUUCCUUGCCCACUAAUGCCACCCUUUCUUUCCUUACCCUUUCCUCCCUUACCCACCUACCCUCUUUCUCCUCCUCCCUUCCUUCCAUCCCCACUCCCUUCCUUCUCCUAAUCUCCCUUUCAUUUCUGUUUUCUUUCCUUCCUUGCCCACUAAUGCCACCCUUUCUUUCCUUACCCUUUCCUUCCUUACCCACCUACACU